AUGCGAUUGUUAAAUGUCUCAACUCUCUCCCUACAAGAGUUCAUUGGCCGAGUCCCUCCAUAUGCCAUACUCAGUCACACAUGGGGUGAACAGGAAGUCCUUUUCAGUGAUAUCGGCACUCCAACAGCCGCCUCAAAGCAAGGUUAUGCCAAACUCACCGGCUGUUGCAGAAAAGCAGCUCAAGAUGGCUUCGAUUGGGUCUGGAUAGAUACCUGCUGCAUCGACAAGUCCAGCAGCGCUGAACUUACUGAAGCCAUCAACUCCAUGUACGCCUGGUAUCAGAGGGCGACUGUGUGCUACGCCUACUUGCAGGACGUCACCGAUAAUAGCCUCACGUUGGCCUUUCCAGUCGUCGAGUUCUACAAAAGCAGGUGGUUCACUAGAGGAUGGACACUGCAGGAGCUGAUUGCACCGCAAACAGUUGAGCUCUGCUCCAAGGAAUGGAAUGUCAUUGGAACGAAGAGGAGUCUUGCUUCAGGCAUAGGCAGCGUCACAGGAAUACCCAUCUCAGUACUUCGUGGAGCGAAUCCGUCUACUUACAACGUCGCCGAGCGAAUGUCAUGGGCUUCAGCCAGAACCACAACCAGAGAAGAAGAUUUGGCCUACUGUCUUCUAGGUCUGUUCAACGUCAACAUGCCCCUGCUCUAUGGGGAGGGGUCGAAAUCUUUUUUGAGACUCCAGGAACAGAUCCUCAAACAGGAAGAAGACUACAGCAUUUUUGCGUGGACGCUACAGCAAGACAAUGGUCCAGUCAGUCAUUAUGUUCGCGCCACAGGAUUCCUAGCUUGGUCACCUGCGCAGUUUUCCAAUGCUGCUACGACGAGGACGAGUAUCCCAUUACGAGGACAGAAGCCGCAGGACUCGGGCAGCUACACACCUGCCACUCCUUCAAAAGAGGCUAUUGGCAACGAUCCAAUAUACCAGAUUCUUCACCAGAAAGACUACGACCGAAUGUUUCGCAGCUUUGACAGUAUCAGGGCCAUGAGAACAGCACCCAACCCUCCCGAACUCACAAGUCGCGGUCUGCGUGUCAGCCUUCCUGUCAUGACACCCACGAACCACUCUCUGCCAGCUCCAACUCUUGCGUGGCUCUUUUACGAAGUCCAAGAUCUUCUUGUAUGUGUGUUUCUCGACCACGAUCGUGAGACGUUGGCCCAGGUCCACUGCAGGGCAGAGUCGACAUGCCUCGUCGGCGUACCGAAAUCACUCCUGAACCUCUUUGAGUCGACUGAGCUGUUCAUCCAUCCAAGUGGCUAUUUUGCAGAUAGCAACACUGGAUACUCCCCAACGUCUCUUUUCUCAUCCAAACGAGUGAAACUGUUAUUGAAGAUGCAAUCAACUCAAAUGUCUUCUCUCCGUGUUGUACUGGCUUAUCCUAACGACGAGUGGAUGAAACGGGAGAUGUCGAUGCACGACUUUUCAUUCAGAGUCUUGUGGAUUUGUUGCACCCAAGGGUCGCAAUCUUCACUCUUUAGAAUCGAUUUCACGAUAUCAAGCGACAACGCUUCGUGUUCUAUUCGCGAACUACCCGACUCGCAAACCAAUGACAAGAUGGACGAGGCUCGCAAAAGUGCCUUACUCCGCGCAUGUGCACAGUACAAGAAGUCUUUCCUCGCUCAUGCGGAUCGGUCUGUGAAGAGGUCCGGCCGGCUACCGGGGACUGUCUUUUCGUCUGCUUUGAAUCGAAAGCCUACAUCUAAGGAUAACCUUGUGGUUUAUGAGAUGAGGGUCGACGCUUGGGAUUCGGUCAAGUGUCCAAGCUGGGUUCAAUUGAGUCUUAUGCAAGACCAGAAGGAAGUUGACGAUGGGUUGUAG
Molecule: messenger RNA, 1815 nt
Organism: Fusarium pseudograminearum CS3096
Lineage: Eukaryota; Fungi; Ascomycota; Sordariomycetes; Hypocreales; Nectriaceae
Exons: 1
Coding region: 1-1815 (604 amino acids)
Source: RefSeq, a predicted model, not a curated record